AUGUUCUUGAUUGUUGUUACCCUGCAACUCAUUGCUGUGGGCCACGGUGCAUACGUUGAGAUGGAGGAGGCCUUCCAGGAGUUCGUGAGAACUUACCAUAAGAAAUACGACACGGAUGAGCAGUAUCAAGUUGCAAAGGACGCUUUCGAGAAUACUAUAAAGGAGAUAGAAGCCAUGAGAGCCAACAGCAAUGUGACGCAUGAAGUCGGUCUCAGUGAAUUUGCUGAUCUACCGCGAGAAGUCUUCAACAGCAUCGUAAAGUGCGCAUUCACUCGACAACAACAAACACCGAACAUCCGAGCCAUUCCCACCGUCCCUCAGGAUCCCUUGGACGUAGGAGAUUAUCCUCCAUCAGUAGACUGGGAAGCUUCCGGCGCUCUGGCGCCCGUAAGACGUCAGUCAAUUAAAGGAAAGAGGUGUGGAAGCUGUUACGCGAUCACUGCCGCAGUCGUUAUGGAGAGUCGUUUCAAGAUCGAACUCGCACAGCCUAGAGUCGUCCCUUUCUCCGUUCAGCAGUUGGUUGACUGUAGUAGGCCGUACGGCAAUAUAGGUUGCCUUGGAGGGCUAUCUCGAGACUCUUACGCAUACUCGAAAGCGGAAGGCAUUGUGAAAGAGUCCAGUUAUCCCUAUGUGUUCGAGGAAAACUCAUGCAAGAGGAAUGUCGUUAAGAACCCUGAAGAUCAAUGCAUUAGA
This is a messenger RNA of Perkinsus marinus ATCC 50983, 693 nucleotides long. Its product is annotated as cryptopain precursor, putative. Gene Ontology annotation, cellular component: lysosome. The transcript is spliced from 6 exons. Gene Ontology annotation, molecular function: cysteine-type endopeptidase activity. NCBI's taxonomy places the organism in Eukaryota, Perkinsozoa, Perkinsida, Perkinsidae. The annotation marks the transcript as partial. The record is from RefSeq and is a predicted model, not a curated record.